This is a messenger RNA of Arvicanthis niloticus (Nile rat), 1079 nucleotides long. RefSeq names its product putative vomeronasal receptor-like protein 4. Lineage: Eukaryota; Metazoa; Chordata; Mammalia; Rodentia; Muridae. The record is from RefSeq and is a predicted model, not a curated record. Gene Ontology annotation, molecular function: pheromone receptor activity. Gene Ontology annotation, cellular component: membrane. Gene Ontology annotation, biological process: G protein-coupled receptor signaling pathway.
GUGGAAACAAGAACAGAAGGUGGAAGAACGAAAUCAGACAUCUGAAAGCAAAGAACUCUGUGCAUUUACAUAAUGCACUGUUCAUUUCACUAAAGAAAACAGGAAACCCAUUGCCAUGAACUAUGUCAUGUUUACUUCCUAGUGCUUCUCAGGUUUUUCUAGUUUUAGCCAUGAAGAUAAUUUGGAGUGACCUCAUCCAGAGAAUAAUUUUAUUUUCACUUAUUGGACUUGGAGUUUUAGGAAAUAUCAUCUUAUUUGUGAGACAUAUGUAUACUUUCAUCAUGGGUCCUGAGAAAAAAAAUAUAGAUGCUAUUCUCAUCCACUUGGCUUUUGUAAACACAAUCAUUAUUUAUUGCAUAGGAGUCAGAAAUGUAGUCACAAUUUUUUAUAUCAGAAACUUCUUAGGUGAUAUUGGUUGUAAAACUAUAAUUUAUCUAGAAAGGGUUGCCCGAGGCCUCUCCAUCUGUACCACCUGUCUCCUCAGUGUGCUCCAGGCUGUCACCAUCAGUCCCAAGACCACACUUUGGAGAAAGCUCAAGCCACACAUUUCAUGGCAUGUUCUUGCCUUUCUCCUCCUCUUUUGGAUCUUUAAUUCCCUGAUAAGCUCCAACUUGCUGCACUAUAUCACAGCAGGCAGCAGCAUGAACAGGUCUGAAGUUGGGAUGUUUACUAGGUAUUGCUAUAUACUGACAUCAGGACACAGAGUUAACUGGCUGUUCCUCUCUCUCAUGACUCUUCGUGAUGUCAUUUUCCAGGGUCUCAUGGGCUGGAGCAGUGGGUCCAUGGCUCUACAUCUGUAUAAGCAUCACAAGCGUGUCCUCUACCUUUGCAGCUCUAGGUUUACAAACAAUUCUAGGCCAGAAAUUAGAGCUACCAAGAGAGUUCUCGCUCUCAUGACCUGUUUCCUUUUCUUUUACUGGGCAGAUUUUAUUUUCUCUUUCUACAUAGGUUCCACAGUAACACAUGAUUCCACAAUACUAAAUAUUAGAGCAUUUUUAGUACUUAGUUAUGCUAGUCUCAGCCCUUUUGUCCUGAUCAUCGGGAAUAUCUGUGUUCCUAAGCCCUGCUGUGUCCCCUGA